GCCCCGAGCCGCGCACGUCGCGACGUCUCUCUGCCUCAGCGCGCCUCUCGGCACACGCACUCAAACAUUGCGCUGUGAACUAACUACCGCUCUACCUAGUAUGUGCUAAGUGAAUUAACGAUUGCCAAUAUGAAGGGUCGUCACCAGUUCCGACGCAGAUUCAGUCUGCAACCAUCGUUUAUGAAAGAAGAUCAUGAGGAAGAGCGGAGACCUCACAGGACCGAGCGGACGGAGGACACCGUAUCCAGCAGUGGCAAUCUCACCAACAACGCAGUGCGACAUAAAAUAGUAGUACUAGGAGCUGCGAAAGUCGGCAAGUCCUCACUCAUAUCACAGUUUCUAUACAACACGUUCUCGCCAAAGUACAAGCGAACCAUAGAGGAAAUGCAUCACGGGGACUUUAACGUGUCCGGCGUGAGACUAACGCUCGACAUACUAGACACGUCAGGGGCUUAUGAGUUCCCUGCAAUGAGGACAUUGUCUAUGCAGUCAGCUGAUGCGUUCAUUCUCGUCUACGAUAUCACAGACGCCAACAGCUUCACAGAAGUGAGGACUUUGAGAGAUCAAAUUCAUGAAACUAAAGACAGCACGGCCGUCCCUAUUGUCGUAGUCGGCAAUAAAGUGGACCUGGCGGAAACUGGCGCGAGACAGGUAGAAUUUCACACAACAGAAUCGGUGGUAACUGUGGACUGGGAGAAUGGAUUCGUUGAAGCUUCGGCGAAGGAUAACGUAAAUGUGUCGCAGAUCUUCAAGGAGUUACUGGUACAAGCCAAGGUGAAGUACAACCUGUCUCCCGCGCUGCGUCGGCGGCGGCGGCAGUCGCUGCCCACUGGACCCCAGGGACCCCCAGGGUCAAGCCCCACCCCACCUGCGCAUGCGCCCCACGUGCCGUCACCCGCUCAGCUCGCACACCUGCAACAAAUCCGCGAGCGACACAACAGUAAACGUAACUCUUGCGUCAUCUCUUAGACAAGACGCACGCGCCGAUCUUUUCAGUGUUAGUUAAGGAUCUCGGGUAACUUUCGAAUUUUCUAUACGUACCGAUAAAGCUAUUUAUAACUCUAAUUAAAGUGGACUUUGUAUUUGCUCUUAAGUCCGUACAUAAAAAGGGCAUUUUUAAUCAUUGCACUGGAGAAAUUGAUCUUGCUAUAUAUAAAGGGUCAAACUGUGUAAAUGCGAUCCCUCGCAAAUCUUUGUUUCUUCGACUUAUCUAGAUAACGUGUCAUUAGUAAAGGGAUCUUUCUGAAUGGCCUGUAGUGGAGAUAUAUUUAGCAGAAAUAAAUCAAAUACGACAGCGAAUAAAAAGAAAUAGAAAACCGUUACAUUGUGCCAACAAAACAAUUAUUAUUUACGGUCUGACGUUUUUGGGUGUAGAGUGAGUUAGAUCAGUGAUAUACCGCAAAUUUAUUCAUGCCAGCCUUCUUGUAGUGAUUGGGGAUGCUAGUUUUAGGCACGGACCGCAAGAGUACUUUGUAUUAGAUGUUCAUGAAAAUUCUCUGUCGUCGCUGUUUUCUUCAAUCUUUUACAUAAUAGCCCCGAUUAAUCAACUAAUUUAAGUGUAAUGACACUUGCAAAAAUAAUUAAUCAUAUUAAAAUAAAUAACUCAAUUUAUCUUUUAUCCACCACAAAUGUAUAAUAGGUACUUCCAAUAUAUGGUUGAUGAAAUAAUUUGCACGAGCAGACGUCAUCUGUCUCGCCCCGCCCAGUUCAUCGUUCCACAAAUUUACGAUUAUGUUAGGCAAUAAACACGUUUCUUAAGUGAUAUACUUAGACCCAUUAAGAUUUGUCCAUUCCUUCGUGAUGUUUCUACUUUAUAUGUGUAACUAGAUAAGUAGUGGAAAUAACGCCAACACACAGACAAACUUUUAAACUUAAGGUUCUAGUGUAACAGAGUGACAAUGUAGACAAAGUGAUAAUGUAGAAGUGACGGGUAUUCGUGACUGGUUUAUAUUCUAGGAUUAUAGUAUAUUCUAACUAAUAGGUAAGGUAAGACUUGGGAGGAAGGAGACACGACACGACUGAGUUCCACGAUAUCAAAACAAGCAGGAGAUAAUAAGUCGGUAUCGGAUCUGUCCAAGGCAAUCCUCGUCAGAGACACGCCUAUGUGAGUACGAUGAUCUCGUUACAUAAAUUACUUCGGAAAGAAUAAUGACCUAACGAGGGUGUGUUACAACCCCAAAUGAGGUAACAACGGCUAUCCGAUUACUUAAUGUAACGGUAAUAAUGCUCUAUAUGUACGUAAACAUUCCGUUUGCCAAACAGUAUUAAUGAAUUUGUGGAUCUUAUAUCAAUAUUGUAACUAAUCGAUAAAAUAAUAAUUCAUUCAAUGUGUAUUAGAUUUAACAGACUCGUAAGUUGUCGUUGUUUGACUUGUUCUAUUAUCUGACUUCAGCUAAACAUUAUUGUAGGUAAGACUUUUAUCAUAACUUUAACAUUAAGACGGAAGUUUCUCUCUCUAUUCGUUCUGUAGUCUGAAUGUAAGUACUUUUCAUUUUCUGAACCAACAUUAAAAUAAUUCGAUGUGCAACUCUAUUUUAAUUCAGAUAAUUAGUUGCAGUCGUGAGGCUUAUUGUGUAUUUAAAAUAUAUUGUAUAGCUCAAAAUAAUCUACAUAUUUUUCAGAUAUAUCGAUUGUUUUAAUAUUCACAGUUCUAUAACUCAGACUGUUUUGUUUCAAGAUGAGAAACUUGUCUUCAUUAUUCAUUGAACUUGAACGUAUGUUAUCAUACUAUAAGAUUGUAUUAAACUUGUGUAUACUUAAGGUGAGAUCAGGGUUGUCAAUAAGUUGAGAAUCUAUUAAAACUUAAACUUAAUACUCUAAGAAUAGUUUGUCCAAAUCCGACAAAAGGUAAAAUUAAUUCACUAAACCUGUUCCCCAGUAAAAGCUGCAACCCUAAUCUCAUCGGGACCUCCUGAGAGUAAUAAUUAAUUACUUAGGUUACGGCAAAUUUGAUUACUGUAUCAUUUCAAUGGUGCAUUAGUUCUAUGUUUUAUCAUUUGCAAUUAUGAUUUACUUUCAUCGUAAACAUAAUUAGGAACUGUUAUUCUUACAUUCUAAUAUUUCAAAUUAUAUGGAUGUGCCUUUUUUAAAAUAUUAGUCUUCUUAGUUGGUAGAACUCGUAGAUUUUGUUGUUAUGUCCAAAUAUCCAAUUGUGCUUGAAAAGAGAAAUGUGUUCGCUUCCUUCUAUUGCGUUUCAAAAACAUAAUGUAGUUUUAAUGUUAGUUUAUUAGAAGAAAGGUAGAUAUAAUCUAUAUUUAUUAUUAAAUUUGAAUAAUAGACGAUAGUUUUUCAGAAAAUAUGUGGUCUAUCGGUGUUUGUACCUUGAUGUACUUUUAGCAGAGGUCUGCGCACAUAUACUUGUGAAAGUUGAUACAUAGCAACAUAUUAUGAUCUAAGACAUUUUUUAUGGUCCUUUGUAUAAAUAUAACGGAACUGUUCGUGAAACUUAGCACAGAUGGAUUUGACAUGUGUAGUAUGUGUAUAGAUGUUCAUUUACCAUUCAAUUUAAUAGUCACCUACUUAUCUAAUGUAUUACUUUUAAUGUUCAUGUGUUUCAAAUACAGGAAUCAACUCCAACGUUUGUACCAAUGUAAUACAAUUGUCUCUGAAUAAAAUAACUAACUUCUGAA
Spodoptera litura is the source of this 3629-nucleotide messenger RNA. RefSeq names its product ras-related protein Rap-1. Gene Ontology annotation, molecular function: GTP binding; GTPase activity. NCBI's taxonomy places the organism in Eukaryota, Metazoa, Arthropoda, Insecta, Lepidoptera, Noctuidae. The record is from RefSeq and is a predicted model, not a curated record.